UGCAGUUUGACAUACAUGGGAGUAGCUGUUAUGCUCUUGCUCCUGGAAAUGUGGUUGUGCAGCCUGACUUUAAAGAAACUGGUAGUCUUAAAGGAAUUGGAUAAAGAGCUCAUACCUGUGGUCAUUGCAGUUAAAAUGCAGGGUUCUAAACGAAUACUUCGGUCUCAUGAAAUUGUGCUGCCCCCGAGUGGACACGUGGAAACGGAACUUGCACUAACUUUUUCACUACAGUAUCCUCACUUCUUGAAACGAGAGGGCAACAAGCUUCAGAUCAUGCUGCAAAGGAGGAAGCGAUACAAAAACCGAACCAUCCUAGGCUACAAGACUUUAGCAGUGGGCUCCAUUAAUAUGGCUGAGGUUAUGCAGCACCCUACUGAAGGAGGUCAGGUUCUGAGCCUUUUCAGUAACAUCAAGGAAGCUACAGCCAAAGUAGCAGAGAUAUGGAUUUUCUCACUGUCCAGUCAGCCCAUAGACCAUGAAGACAGCGCUAUGCAGGCCAGCCAAAAAAUCAAGUCCACAGAUAACUAUUCUGAAGAAGAGUAUGAGAGCUUCUCCUCUGAGCAAGAAGCUAGCGAUGAUGCUGUCCAGGGACAGGAUUUGGACGAUGAUGAAUAUGAGCUGGGGAAGCCAAAGAAGCAGCGGAGAUCGAUAGUAAGAACGACGUCCAUAACCAGGCAACAAAACUUCAAACAGAAAGUGGUGGCGUUGCUGAGAAGGUUCAAAGUGUCUGAUGAAGUUCUGGAUUCAGAGCAGGACCCAGCAGAGCACAUCCCAGAAGCUGAGGAAGACUUGGACCUUCUGUAUGAUACACUGGAUAUUGAAAACCCCAGUGACAGUGGUCCUGAAAUGGAAGACGAUGAUAGCGUCCUCAGCACUCCUAAACCAAAGUUAAAACCUUACUUUGAAGGCCUGUCACACUCCAGCUCCCAGACAGAAAUUGGUAGCAUCCACAGUGUCCGGAGCCAGAGAGAGCCCUCCAGUCCUCAGGUAGAAGUGCCUGAAAAAGCAAAGAGUCUUGGAAGCAAGCAUCCAAGCAACAGCAUCUCUGACACUGUGUCUUACGAGUCAAAUCAGCAAGUGGAGACCCAGGAGGCUGACCUCCCCAUGUCAGAUGUCUUCAUCGAGAAGCUCCCACCUAGUGGAAAAAUCACAAAGACGGAGUCCCUCAUUAUCCCUUCCACCAGGCAAGAAUGUCUCCUUUGUCAGACGAUGAAGUCUAUAGAGUUGGGACUGCUGGGCUCCCCUCUGUACCUCCUUGUCUCAGCCAGCCAUCCUGACUUCAGGUCUUUGAGGGGACAUGAAGGUGACCAUAGAUGGAUGGAACAAAUCGCCUUAAGACUCAUCAAUGAGUUAUGCAGGCCAGAAGGGAAGCAAGCUGGCCGUCGGGGGAGAAGCACUUCUUUGAAGGAAAGGCAACCAGUGAGGCCACAGAACGAAAGAGCAAACAGCUUGGACAAUGAGCGCUCACCAGAUACCAGGCACCACUUGCAGAUCCCAAGGAAGACUGUGUAUGAUCAGUUGAAUCACAUCCUGAUUUCGGAUGACCAACUGCCAGAAAAUAUUAUUCUGGUUAAUACUUCUGACUGGCAGGGCCAGUACCUCUCAGAUGUGUUGCAAAAACAUACCCUCCCUGUAGUCUGCACAUGCUCUUCUGCUGAUAUUCAGGCGGCUUUCAGCACCAUAGUCUCCAGGAUACAAAGAUACUGUAACUGCAAUUCUCAACCUCCAAAUCCAAUUAAAAUUGCAGUGGCUGGAGCCCAGAAUUACCUCAGUGCUGUAUUGAGACUCUUUGUAGAGCAGCUGUCUCACAAAACCCCAGACUGGCUCAGCUACAUGAGGUUUUUGAUCAUCCCGCUAGGGUCUCAUCCUGUAGCAAAGUACCUGGGCUCUGUAGAUUAUAGAUACAACAACUUCUUCCAAGACUUAGCCUGGAGAGAUUUGUUUAACAAACUUGAAGCACAGACCACUGUUCAGGACACACCUGAUAUCGUCUCAAGAAUAACCCAGUACAUAGCGGGGGCAAACUGUGCACAUCAGUUGCCGAUUGCAGAAGCAAUGUUGACAUACAAGCAGAAAAGCCCUGAUGAAGAAUCCUCCCAGAAGUUCAUUCCCUUCGUUGGGGUGGUAAAGGUUGGAAUAGUGGAACAGUCCUCGGCUACAUCAGGUGAUUCCGAUGACGCAGCUCCCUCUAGUUCCAGUGUCCUUUCCUCUACCCCACCUUCUGUGUCUCCUGCUGUGAAGGAAGCUUCCCCCACCCCACCUUCUUCGCCGUCUGUUACUGGCAGCUUCACUUCCUCCAGCCAGAGCCUUGGUGCUGAGCUGAUGGGACUGCAGGUGGAUUACUGGAUUGCAGUUCAGCCCACAGACAAAAAGAGAGAUCCAGAGAAGAAGGACCCUUCCACUACCAAAAACACACUGAAAUGCACUUUCCGGUCUCUCCAGGUCAGCAGGUUACCCACAAGUGGCGAAAUCACCACUGUUCCGACAAUGUCCAUGACAGUCGUGACGAAGGAAAAAAACAAAAAGGUGAUGUUUUUGCCCAAGAAAACAAAAGACAAGGAGCUUGAAUCCAAGAGUCAAUGCAUUGAAGGAAUUAGUAGGUUGAUUUGCACAGCAAAACAUCAGCAGAAUAUGCUGCGGGUCCUGAUUGAUGGCGUCGAGUGGAACGAUGUGAAGUUCUUUCAGCUGGCAGCGCAAUGGUCCUCCCAUGUCAAGCACUUUCCCAUCUGCAUAUUUGGACACUCCAAAUCCAAUUUCUAGCCGCUUUCAGCAGAAGGGCUUUUUGCCUGUCUGGAGACUGCACGCCCGCCCAGGAGCCAGGAAUCUGAGUGCCAACUCUGACUCAAGUCACUCUGCUCUCUCUCCUGCAGAUUACUUACAGAUGUGCUUGGAUUACUUUUGAAUUACUUUUUUCUAUUAAUUCCUGAGUUUACUACAAGGGAAGGAAACCCCUUAAAAGCAAAGCAAAAAAAAAAUCCCAGUCUUAAAGUAGAAAUGUGCUGAUAACAUGGAAAUUAAUAGGGCAACCUCCAGAAGUGGAGCGACUUGCCUGAAACCUCCUAGAACUUAAGAGCAGAUAGCUGAAUAACUGCACUGCUUAUUAACCUGAAACCUCAUUGGUGUGUUUGGGGCUGGGGGUUCUGGAUUGGGUUAAAUGUUUUUUGUGAGUUGCUGGAGGAAGGGGUGCAGGUGGUUGGGUGCAGGUGCUAUGACCUCCCUCAAAUUUCUGUGGAGAAAUUUCCAACACUUUUUCUGUCCUGCCCCUGAAAGAGUCAAGAGUAGUCUGGUACCAAAUAGCUUGUAUGCCAAGACUGAAGUAUGGGUCUGUCAAAAAAACCCCAACUCAGUAGAAUAGGGGAGAGACUAGAAAUUGUCCACAGGGAGGGCACUUCAGCAUGGUGGUGCUGAAGUCCAGCUAUUGAAAUGGGCAGGUUUGUUCAUUCUCAUGCCUGACUAAGCUUGGGCCGAGACUGAAGUGUAUGACACUAAGUUAGUUCAAGGAAAUCCCAUUGUCCCAGAUUAUCCCAUAACCAAACCAAGCCAGUCACGAUGCCCCCUGCAGCUGGACGCUGCAGUUGAAGAACACCAAUUCAGUGGGGUUGCUGCUAUUUAGUUUUUCACACAGGUUAUUUACUUGUCAAUAAAACGUUGUCCAGUCUCUGAAGGGAAUGGAUACUUUUGUAGCUGCA
Molecule: messenger RNA, 3689 nt
Organism: Alligator sinensis (Chinese alligator)
Lineage: Eukaryota; Metazoa; Chordata; Crocodylia; Alligatoridae
Gene: PACS2
Product: phosphofurin acidic cluster sorting protein 2
Exons: 25
Coding region: 16-2760 (914 amino acids)
Biological process (GO): protein localization to plasma membrane
Molecular function (GO): transmembrane transporter binding
Source: RefSeq, a predicted model, not a curated record